Molecule: messenger RNA, 964 nt
Organism: Physella acuta
Lineage: Eukaryota; Metazoa; Mollusca; Gastropoda; Physidae
Product: actin-related protein 2/3 complex subunit 4
Biological process (GO): actin filament polymerization; Arp2/3 complex-mediated actin nucleation
Cellular component (GO): Arp2/3 protein complex; actin cytoskeleton
Molecular function (GO): actin filament binding
Source: RefSeq, a predicted model, not a curated record
CUCAAAACAGCCAAGGGAGGUAACCACGUGACGCAACUUCCGGGUAUGAGUGUGUCUCCUUCCGUGUAUCAUCAUGGCAGCCACGUUGAAACCAUAUUUGAACGCAGUAAAGGAAACAUUGAAUGCAGCAAUAUGUCUUCAAAAUUUCGAUUCCCAGAUGGUGGAAAGACAUAACAAACCAGAAGUUGAAGUCAAGAGCAAUAAGGAAUUACUUUUAACUCCAGUUGUCAUUAGUCGCAAUGAGCGAGAGCGAGUGUUAAUUGAGGGCAGCAUCAACUCUUUACGAAUCAGUAUAGCAAUCAAACAGGCUGAUGAAAUAGAGAAAAUUCUGUGCCAUAAAUUCACAAGAUUUAUGAUGAUGAGAGCAGAAAAUUUUGCCAUUUUGAGGAGAAAGCAAGUGGAGGGCUACGACAUUAGUUUUUUGAUCACAAACUUCCACACUGAGCAGAUGUACAAACAUAAAUUAGUGGAUUUUAUUAUUCACUUUAUGGAGGAAAUAGACAAAGAAAUCAACUUUCUCAAAUUGGCAGUGAACUCUCGGGCCCGUAUCAGUGCUGAAGAGUUCCUUAAAAAUUUUUAACACAUUCCUGGUUAGCAAGUUUCUUAACUAUAGGUUUAUGGUUUGGUGCUGUUUUAUUAAUUUUUUUUUGGAUCAUGGAUUCUAGCAUGUUCAGAUUCUGCUUGCAAGCAGGUCUGGAGCCUACCAAUGCCACUGCUGCUGUUGAAGACACCUCAAGUAAAGUGCUGUUAUGAAUAAAUGAAACCCGCUUGUUUACUACUAGAUUGUUUCAGAAAAUUUUAUAUUUUUGUUGUAAUGCACACAUAGCCGUUUUAGACCCAGGGAUAAUUUAAUAGUUAUUUCUUUGCCUGCUUCAGUUUAACAUUAGUUUAUUUUUUGAAUGUAGACCAAAUGUAAAAGUGAAUAUUUGUUUUAAUGUUUUUAUAUCAGUUAUAUGAUCCAUAU